Anoplopoma fimbria (sablefish) is the source of this 1551-nucleotide messenger RNA. RefSeq names its product hyaluronidase-4 (gene hyal4). Gene Ontology annotation, molecular function: hyalurononglucosaminidase activity. The transcript is spliced from 3 exons. The coding region runs from base 1 to 1551 and encodes 516 amino acids. Gene Ontology annotation, biological process: carbohydrate metabolic process; hyaluronan catabolic process. Lineage: Eukaryota; Metazoa; Chordata; Actinopteri; Perciformes; Anoplopomatidae. The record is from RefSeq and is a predicted model, not a curated record.
AUGCCUGUGGUGCCAGUGGGCGGAGCAACCUCCUCCCACCACGUCGUACCCAUCGCCCUCACCUGCUCCUGGCUGCUCCUGCUUUUCCACGCCACCUUCGGUCAGAAACCCGCCAAGCUGCCUCUAAUUGGACGCAAGCCCUUCAUCGCCGCCUGGAACGCCCCGCUGGACAUGUGCACCAUCAAGUACAACGUCACCACCAACGCUGACCGCCUCUUCCACAUCCACGGCAGCCCACGUGCCGACUGGACGGGCCAGAACGUCACCAUCUUCUACGCCAACCGGCUGGGCUACUACCCUCACUACACGCCGCAGGGCGCCGCUGUGCACGGCGGCCUGCCGCAGAACAGCAGCCUGGACCUGCACCUGUUCAAGGCCUACCAGGACAUCAACCACUUCAUCCCCUCGGAGGACUUCCGUGGCCUGGCCGUGAUUGACUGGGAGUUCUGGCGGCCGCAGUGGAGCCGUAACUGGCACAAGAAGGACAUCUACCGGCGCAAGUCCAGGGAGCUGACCGCCAAGGCAUACGUCAACGUGACGGCGGCGCAGGUGGAGGAGCUGGCACGGCGCCGGUUUGAGAAGAGCGCCAAGGCGUUUAUGCAGAGGACUAUUCAGCUCGGGACACGCCUUCGCCCCAACGGGCUCUGGGGUUUUUACCUCUACCCCGACUGCCACAACUACAACCUGCACGAGCAGAACUACACGGGCUUCUGCCCUCUGCUGGAGAGGCUGAGGAACGACGAGCUGCUGUGGUUGUGGAACAGCAGCACGGCACUCUUCCCCUCCGUGGCGAUCAGGAAGAGUCACACCAACAGCAUCGGCAACCUGCACUUCUCCCAGCACAGGAUCCGGGAGUCGCUCCGCAUCGCCUCGCUGACCUCCAGGGAGUACGACCUCCCCACCUACGUGUACCUGAGGCUGGGCUACAGAGACGAGGCCCUGGCCUUCCUCACCAUGAAAGAUUUGAUCCACACCAUCGGGGAGAGUGCUGCUCUGGGAGCGGCGGGCUUCGUCAUCUGGGGGGACCUGAACCUGACCUCCUCCAGGCACAACUGCACCAAGGUGAAAACCUUCCUGAGCCACCGCCUGGGCCAGUACAUCACCAACGUGACGCGGGCCGCCGAGGUCUGCAGCGACUUCCUGUGCCAGGGCAACGGCCGCUGCGUCCGCCGAGACCCCCUCGCCCGCCACUACCUCCACCUGAGCUCCGACAGCUACCACAUCCAGCCCUCCGGCGACGAGGACUUCGUCGUCAGCGGGUGGCACUCGCAGCACGAGCUGCAGCUGCUGGCCGAGAGGUUUCACUGCCACUGCUACGAGGGCCACGAGGGCGAGCGCUGCGACAGCAUUAACAAAGUGAGGGAGGACGACGGGCCUUGGGGGGAGGACGAGGACGAAGACGAGCAGGAGAGGCGGAGGACAGAGUGGGAGGACGAGCAGGGUGAACUGUGGGAGGGAAGGGAGAGCGAGGCGCCGCCGACCGGCUGCAGCUUUCACCUGAUGGUGCUGAUGCUCCUGUUGAACUUAUCGUUGGUGAAGGCAGUCGUAUGA